UCGGGCCGGCCCGCAGCGGCCCGGGGCGCGGGAGCACGCUGGCCCCGGGGGCAGCCGGGGCUGCGCUUUGGCCGCCGCCCGCCCGCAGGCCGGGCCCCUCGGGCCUGCCGUUGCCAGGCUGACGGCGCGGCGCUCCGGGGGGGCAGUGCAGCAGCGCCGGGGUCGCUCGCCGUGCGGAGCCCCGGUGUAAGCGCCGCCGCCUGCGCGCUGUGCCGGCUGUUGGGAACGCGGGGCCGCUUCCACCCCGGAGCCGCGCUCGGGGGCGGGCGGGCAGCGCUACGGGCCGCGGGGGUCGGCGGCCGGCCCGGCCCGCGGGCGGGAGCGGCACCGGGGGCCCGCCCGGGAGUCCUGCCGCUGCGUCCAGCCGCAGAAGCGCCCGCAGACCCGGGGACCUUCCGUGACGGUGCGGCUUGCGUUCGGUGCCGUCAGCCCCCGCGCCCGUGUGUCCCUCUGCCCUCCCAGGCGGGACCGGCACCGUGAGUUAAGACUUCGAUUCUAAGAAGAAAAGAAAAGUGGCAGAAAUUUAUCAGGCUCUGAACAGCGACCCCAUCGAUGUGGCUGCGCUCAGGCGGAUGGCAAUCAGUGAGGGGGGGCUCUUAACGGAUGAGAUUCGUUGCAAAGUGUGGCCGAAGCUUCUAAGUGUUAAUACAGAUGACCUGCCCCCUCUUCCAGGAAAGGAGCUGCGAGAGGACAAUAAAGAUUACCAGCAAGUGUUACUGGACGUGCGGCGAUCCCUGCGCCGUUUCCCACCAGGGAUGCCGGAUGACCAGAGGGAAGGGUUGCAAGAGGAGCUCAUCGAUAUUAUCCUCCACGUCCUCAAGCGCAACCCCCAGCUGCACUACUACCAGGGCUACCAUGACAUCGUGGUCACCUUUCUCCUGGUGGUGGGGGACAGACUGGCCACAGCUCUGGUGGAAAAGCUCUCGACGCAUCAUCUUAGGGAUUUUAUGGACCCAACAAUGGAUAAUACCAAGCACAUCUUAAAUUACCUGAUGCCCAUCAUAGACCAGGUGAACCCUGAGGUGCAUGACUUCAUGCAGAGCGCGGAGGUGGGAACCAUCUUUGCUCUCAGCUGGCUGAUCACCUGGUUUGGGCACGUUUUGUCUGACUUCAGGCACGUCGUACGAUUAUACGAUUUCUUCCUGGCUUGCCAUCCAUUGAUGCCCAUUUAUUUUGCUGCUGUGAUCGUGCUGUACCGGGAGCAGGAAGUUCUGGACUGCGAGUGUGACAUGGCCUCAGUCCACCACCUCCUGUCCCAGAUUCCACAGGACCUUCCUUACGAGACUCUGAUCAGCAGAGCUGGGGACCUUUUUGUCCAGUUCCCACCAUCCGAACUUGCCAGGGAGGCCGCUCAGCAGCAGGCUGAACGAACUGCAGCUUCCACUUUUAAGGACUUUGAGCUGGCAUCAGUGCAGCAGAGACCAGACACUGUGUUGAGGCAGCGCUUCAGGGAGCGGCUCCGAGGGGAGGAGCGGACGAAAUCCAUCUUGACAAAGCCGAGGACCAACCGCUUUGUCAAGCUGGCGGUGAUGGGGCUGACGGUCGCGCUGGGAGCAGCUGCCCUGGCCGUGGUGAAGAGCGCGCUGGAGUGGGCACCCAAGUUUGAACUGCAGAUUUUCCCCUGAAGUCAGAGGAAGAGCCUUCCCUAUCACCACGUCCUUCCCUGGUGGGAAGGGGUGACGACUGAUGAAAGGACGUGUCCAGAAACGACUUGUCUGAAGAUUAUUUUUUAUUCUUGCUGCGUCCAGUGACGCUUUUGGCCUUUGCGACAGAGACUGAUGGGAACCAGCCCAGCAGGAUUGUUCCCCACACCGAUGCUCACCUUGUUCUCUCCUCCCUGUGCCAGGGUGAGCAGACAGGCACUGCCACUGUCUCGUGAGGAACCAGAGGUAUGGACGAGUCCAGCUGUACAGGCUGCGCACAGGUGACCGUACGAGUGGAGAGCUGUGUAUGGGCUAUGCCAAAACAAUCCCACAUUCUCUGUUGGGGAUAAUUAGUAGGAGUGAGGGCAGAUCCUUGCCUGGAAGAGAGUGUCACGGCAGGGUUUGGCCUAGGUGCGUGCGUGGGUGGGGGCAAGGGGCCGUUACACUCCUGAGGAACACAGGGCAGCCCUCUGGCUCUGUAUUGCUCCCAUCCGCAGGCUGCCAGCCUGUCCUGCUGUCUGUGUUCAGCUUUACCAGUGGUCCAGCCCUUCCCUUUCCUAUAGGCAACCUCUGAGUAGAGCCAAUCCUUUCACAACUCCCUGUCAGCAUCCUGCCAUAAGGUUCUGUCCAGCAUAUAACACUCCCUGGCUCUUUUUGCUUCCUCAUCUUUUGCAGCAUGAUCUGUUUACAGGAGGGAAGGGCAGGGGACAGGAGCACACCCACAGGAUGGCCAGACGGAGCUUAGCUCUCGGUUGCUGGAGCUCCUUUGCUGGCAGUAGCAUGACCGUAUCUUGGGUCUGCUCACCCUGCCAGAGGUAUGUGCUGUCAUGUGCCAGAUUGCAUCACCACAAGUCUUAGCGGCACCAUAAACACCCAUUGCGGACUUUUUUACAGCUCUGGAAGCAGGCUUUAACACAGAGAAAGGUUUUUUCCACCUUGUGAAAUGCUUUGCACAGGACAGAAGUCAUUGCGGUAGGAGAUCUGUCAUAAAUCUCACCCACAAGCUGAUCAGACUUCAGCAUCACCUCUCAGAAUAAUGCAAGUGAGGGAGUUUCCCAGAAAGGCCACCUCCAACCCCUGCAUAGCUCCUGGCUCCCCACCUGGUCCCAGUGACAGUCCUAGCGCUCUCUGCCCUCCAAGCUAAGCAGCAAAUCCUUCUAGACAACUUGGUGUCCCACUGAGACAAAGCCAAUAGACAAUAUAUGCCUCUACCUCUCCCCUGAGCUGCUAAACCUCCCGCAAGUGCCCUUACCUGUCCCUGACUGCUCCCACCCAGCUCCCCCGCCAUUGCUGCAUUGUGCCCAAAGCCAUCUGUGCCGUGCCCAGGGGCUGCACCCCUGAAAAUUAGGUGUUGGUUGAAGAGUUAUGGAUUUCGGGAUAGAGCAGAAAACUCACGCCCUGCAAAGCUCAGCACCCUCCUGUUCCAAUCCCCUGCCUGUUGGUUGAUAACUGCCUCUGGGUGAGUUCUGGUUUGCCCCACGGGCCCUUGCUCUCGGGGCGGCUGUGCCUUUCGGACCUGGGCAGAGCGUGCAAGCAGUCGUCACGUCUGCCCCAUGUUUCUGUACAGCUCUGAGCAGAGGAGUUUCCUUUGCAGGCUGAAACCCGGAACAUGUUGCAUCCGCUGUGCUGCACGCAGGGCAGUGACACCCCUCUGCUGCCCACCCGUGCCAGGGUUGGCUGUGCCAGUGGUGAGAGCCGGGGGCUGCUCACGGGUCUCUCCCGGUGCGGUUGAAGGCAGAGCCUGUGCCGGGGGCAGCAGCGGUGCGAGGCCGAGUGCUGGGUGACUUAGCACUUUAGAAACUUGUGGUGCAGGAGAGUCUGUGGUGACCUGGGGGUGCUGCUGGAGGUCCUGGGACCCCUCCAUACACUUCCCCCACUGCCCCAGAAGUGGCUGGAGCACCUCCAAGGGGGAUGCCCCUGCAGCCCCCACACUCUCUGGCCAUGAUGCACUUUAGUUCUUGCGUUGUCCCCGAGGGAGGAAGGGCCUGGGAGGAGACGGUCACUUCGGGUGCUUCAGUUACUCUGUACAAAGACUUAUACAUACCCGUGUAAAUGCAGAUUUGUACAAACCCUAUAACUGUAAAAUAAACAGUUACUAAACA
Falco peregrinus (peregrine falcon) is the source of this 3745-nucleotide messenger RNA. It is a transcript of the gene TBC1D20, whose product is annotated as TBC1 domain family member 20. The record is from RefSeq and is a predicted model, not a curated record. Gene Ontology annotation, molecular function: GTPase activator activity. Lineage: Eukaryota; Metazoa; Chordata; Aves; Falconiformes; Falconidae. Gene Ontology annotation, biological process: positive regulation of GTPase activity; endoplasmic reticulum to Golgi vesicle-mediated transport. Bases 573 to 1625 code for a protein of 350 amino acids. Gene Ontology annotation, cellular component: endoplasmic reticulum membrane. The transcript has 8 exons.